Messenger RNA from Ceutorhynchus assimilis (cabbage seed weevil), 1996 nucleotides. NCBI's taxonomy places the organism in Eukaryota, Metazoa, Arthropoda, Insecta, Coleoptera, Curculionidae. The record is from the annotation of a GenBank genome assembly.
AUGAAUCGAAAAGCAUAUUCCGUUUUGUUCUCGUGCCUAUUAGCAACUACAUUUUUUCAUGAGUACAAUGCCAGAGGCUUGAUUCCACCAGUACCUGCAUGGGUGAAGGGUAACGGACCCGUGUACUUGGAGCGCAUUCGUGAAAAAAGGAAUACGAACGAUUCACCAUUGACUUUAUCAAGCCCCGCCGAAAAUUUGUUGGUCGUCCUAAAUGCAACAGCUGCCGUCGCUUUGGUCAUCGAUAUCAAUGUCAACUUGUUUGUCUUACUCGAUGGAAAUUCUGGAUCUGGGGUUUGUGUAAACAAGGACGGUAGCAAAGGCGCUCAUAUACCGGGUGGAUUAUGGAAUUCCGCGGAUGGAACUUUAGAUGAUUUUUUGAUAUCCAUUGGAGCUGAUUUGAGUGGACUGUUAACUAUCGCUGGGAGUAUCACAUUUACCCUGGAAACAGUAACCAUAGAAGUUUUAGAAGUAGUGACCAGUCUAGUUAUUUGUUUGGUAGAUAUUUUAGAUGUAGAACUUCUGGCAGAUGUAACUCUAGCUUUGGUACUUGUCAUAUCAAUUGUUGCGGCCGUUUUGGACCUUCUUGCUGGUCCCCUUGAAGGAUUACUCGUUCUUGUUGUGGGAGUAAUAGAAUUAGCAGUGGACAUAUGUGGUCUGUUGAAUAUUCUACAAGGAUUAGCGAGUGUUUUAGUCCUUGUAGCUGGUACUCUGCUAAAAGCUUUAGCUGCAGGUGUAUUGUUAGAGCUGGGAGUAAUUAUUGGUGCUGUAGAUGGUUUAGUGUGCCUUGUUAAUCUAAUCCUUCAACUUGGUGCACAUCUUAACUUAUCUCCUUUAGCUGGACUUCUUGGAAAUGCUCAAAGUCUUUGUCUGUUGAUCGGUCAACUCGGUGGAAAUGUUUCUGUUGGACUUAGUGGGUUAUUCUUGGUAAUUGGAAAUCUUCUUGCCUUAAUAGCGGGCUCAAUCCAAAUCGACGUAUUUAUCUUGGUUCUCAUACAAUUCGUAGCAUUAGGAAGUCAAAAUGGUUCAUCAAACCUUCUAGGAGAAUUGCAUGCAGAACUCACAUUGCUUCUUAAUGCUUGUGGCAAAGUUAAUGCAACAGGUGUUCUUGGUGGCCUUGUGACUAUUGUAGAAGCACUUUUGAAUGGAACUUUGGCCAUUGGUGGAAUUGUAAUUUCAGUAGUUAUUGAAGUUUUACUUAAGGGUAUUGUGGGUCCCGUAAGUGGUCUUCUUGGCGUAGUAGUGGAAGUUUUAAUUUUGAUAACUAGUGUAGUUAGUACUGCUUUAUGUAUACCUCAACUAUUAUUGAUUCUCAUUUGCUUACUCGACAGUCCUCUUGGUAUUCAGCUUUUGUUGUACUUGGGCAUAAAUCUGGGCCGUGGUCCAUGUAUUUGCAAGUUACUCUCAGAAGUUUUAUCGAAUCUGGGUGGUGUAAUUGGUCUACUACUAGGUGGUAAUUUAUUUGGCGUCUUGGUUGGCUUACCCGUUAUUGGUAAUAUUGUAAAUGCACUGGAUGUAGCUGUUAGGGUUAGAGGAAAGAUUAGUUUAAAGAUUUUGCUGAAUGCAUCCAACGUGGUCACGAUUCUUAUCAGAGGACUACUGCAACUGGUAACUGGUAUUUAUAUUGGUGUGAGAGCUGCAGUUGUUACACAAGCUAAACAACUAAAGGAGAGAUGCACUUCCGCCGCUGUAUUUGUCCAUGUUGCUUUAAUUGUAUCUAUCAGCGUCUAGUGAAAAAAAAUGCAUUUUUGUUUAUGUAGACUCACUAGACGUAUACUUAUAUUAUUUUACUUAUAUUCUACAAAGAGGUAUUUUUUGAAAGUUUGAUAGUUGUUUGAAAAAAAUAAAAACAUUGGAUUAUUUACAAUAUUUCUUCUUUUUUUUACAAUACAUCAAAACUCCUUAGUCCAAUCCAGCAGAAUCCGAAAUCAAUCUAUAGGAUGUAGUCUAACAAGAAACUGUUAGGAAACAGUACCAGAAGUACCAAGACAUACCUGAA